Staurois parvus is the source of this 513-nucleotide messenger RNA. The record is from the annotation of a GenBank genome assembly. NCBI's taxonomy places the organism in Eukaryota, Metazoa, Chordata, Amphibia, Anura, Ranidae.
AUGUCCUUACAUUCAAAUAUAUUUUUUUUGUUUCAGGCUUUGCCCAAAAGACUAGAUUCCAUUCUUCCUAGAUAUUGUCAAAUCCGUGCCCUUCAGACAACUUCCAUAUGUCUAAAGAACCAGGCAGCACGUGUGCGUGUGAGUAAAGGUGAUAAGCCUGUGACCUAUGAGAAAGCCAACGCUCCACACUCUAUUGCCCAUAGGAAAGGAUGGCUGUCUCAACACACAAGUAACUUGGAUGGUGAAGAGGAUGCUGCAGAGCGUACUAUAGAAGAUGUCUACAUUCGAAAAUUUAUGUAUGGUACAUUCCAUGGUCUCCUGGCUAAUGAGAUAUUGAUCAAGAGACGAGCCAAUCUAAUAGUAAUAUGUGCUGUCACCUUGCGAAGGUUUGCUCCCCACAAGCUCUAUUUUCUAACUGGCUACACUGAGACAUUGCUGUCUUACUUGUACAAAUGUCCAGUGAGGCUUGAACUACAGACUGUAAACGAGAAAGUCUUUUACAAGUGGUUGUAA